UCUCAUUCAUUUUUUCUCUCUCUCUCUCUCUCUCUCUCUCUCUCUCUUCUGUUUGUGGAGAGGAGAGAACGCUGCUUUGAGUGCCUUCCACCUUUCACUGCUCCUGCUUUCUCUCUCUUUCUCUCUCUAAAAGUUCGCGUCGGUUUGUAUUUGUUGAUAACUGUCUUUGUUUUGUUGCGUCUCGGGAGGAUUUGAUCGCCGCCGCCGACGACAGAGAACCGGAGGGACGUCAGCAGCGGCGGCAGAGGCAGAGGCAGGGGAUUCCGCCGGCGGCGGCGAUGGCGGAGUCACAGUGGUGAGAUUAAUCGCUCUAUGGAGGUGCGUUCCCCUGAUGGAAUUCGAAGCUGGAAUUCCGAUGGCCCGACCGAGUGUUGUCCAGGGACCGUCUUCCUUGGAUGAAGAGCCACACACGCAGGAUGGAUAACAAUGAUGUGGCCUUGGUAAUUUUGGAGCUUCAGAGAAGAUGGUGGUCAUUAUGCUUCAAGAAAUAUGAACGGUGACCCCAUUCAUAUGCGUGGACUUUCUUUCUUCCCUGUUUUAUGUCAUGUUCUCUGGAAUAUGUGUUUUUGUGGAUACAUUGUGGCAAUUGAGCUUAAGGCCUAGUGAAAGAAUGGAUUCUGGAACUUAUCCUGUGCGUGAAGGAGAACCAGACUGUUCUUAUUAUAUCAGGACAGGCCUUUGCAGAUUUGGGGCAACUUGCCGAUUUAACCAUCCUCCUAAUAGGAAACUGGCUAUUGCCACUGCAAGGAUGAAGGGUGAAUAUCCAGAAAGAAUAGGACAACCUGAAUGUCAGUACUACUUGAAGACAGGAACUUGUAAGUUUGGAGCCACAUGCAAAUUCCAUCAUCCUAGAGACAAGGCUGGAAUUGCUGGAAGAGUUACCUUAAAUGUUUUAGGCUUUCCACUUCGACCGAAUGAAACUGAGUGUGCAUAUUAUUUAAGAACUGGGCAAUGCAAGUUUGGGAACACUUGUAAGUUCCACCAUCCUCAGCCAUCUAAUAUGAUGGUCUCUUUACAUGGUUCUUCUGUCUAUCCUCCAGUCCAUUCUCCAACAACUCCUACUCAGCAAUCAUAUCCAGGAGGAAUGACAAACUGGCCCUUGUCAAGAGCUUCUUUUAUUCCCAAUCCACGCUGGCAAGGCCCUUCAAGUUAUGCUCCUUUGAUACUGCCUCAGGGUGUGGUAUCAGUCCCAGGCUGGAAUGCCUAUGGUGGUCAGCUGAGUUCAGUUUCAUCUCCUGAGAGCCAGCAGCAAACAGCAGGAAGCAGCCAGAUUUAUGGAACUUCACACCAGAAAGAAUCAGCAAAUGUAGGGUCUCAAGGGAUGCUUUCUCAGUAUCACUCGGGUUCUGUGCCAGUAGGAUAUUUGGCAUUACAGAGGGAGAAUGUAUUUCCUGAGAGACCUGGCCAACCUGAAUGUCAGUUUUAUAUGAAGACUGGAGAUUGCAAGUAUGGUGCGGUUUGUAAGUUUCAUCAUCCCAGGGAAAGACUAAUUCCGGUUCCAGACUGUGUCUUGAGUCCACUUGGCCUUCCUUACGUCCAGGAGAGCCCUUAUGUAUUUUUUAUUCUCGUUAUGGUAUCUGCAAAUUUGGUCCAAGUUGCAAAUUUGAUCAUCCUAUGGGAGUUUUCUCAUACAACGUUGCUGCAACAUCUUCAGCCGAUGCCCCAGUUGUCCGUCGUUUGUUGGCAUCAUCCUCAGGAGGGCUUGCUGAUACAGGGUCAGCAAUGCCUAGGCGGCUUUCACUAUCAGAAUCACGACAGGUUGCUCCUGAUGAUGAUGACAUUGACCCAGAGGGAUGAAUGCUUUGUCAAAAAUGAGUCAGUUUCUCCCUUCUCACAAGCUUUGGGAGGAUAAUCAACAAUUAUCUGUAAAUUCAUUUCCCAUUGCCGGAGAUGUACAGAGUUAUGUUAAAGUCAAAGCUGCUAUCCUGAAAAUGCAUUCAGUUGACAGGCUUGACUCCUCUUAACUUCUCGUUGCUACGUUGUAUAAAUCUGCAAUUGUUGUUGCAUUUGGUAACUUAAUGUCAACAUUUUACCUUUAAAAAAGCCCAUCUUUUUGGAUC
This is a messenger RNA of Diospyros lotus (date-plum), 2060 nucleotides long. RefSeq names its product zinc finger CCCH domain-containing protein ZFN-like. Gene Ontology annotation, molecular function: mRNA binding; metal ion binding. The transcript has 8 exons. The record is from RefSeq and is a predicted model, not a curated record. Bases 545 to 1852 code for a protein of 435 amino acids. NCBI's taxonomy places the organism in Eukaryota, Viridiplantae, Streptophyta, Magnoliopsida, Ericales, Ebenaceae.